Molecule: messenger RNA, 1974 nt
Organism: Prionailurus viverrinus (fishing cat)
Lineage: Eukaryota; Metazoa; Chordata; Mammalia; Carnivora; Felidae
Gene: PCTP
Product: phosphatidylcholine transfer protein
Exons: 6
Coding region: 133-780 (215 amino acids)
Molecular function (GO): phosphatidylcholine intramembrane carrier activity; phosphatidylcholine binding
Source: RefSeq, a predicted model, not a curated record
UCCCUCGAGAGCCCCAUCGUGCCUCUGGUCCCUGCCAAUCACGCUGGACCACCCUCUCGGCCUGCCCCAGAGCGCACACCCGGCGGGUCCGCGGCUUCGCCCAGGAGGCGGAGAAGCUGGGGCUGCCAAAAGAUGGAGUGUGGUGCGGCCGGCGGCUUCUCCGAGGAGCAGUUCCGGGAGGCCUGCGCGGAGAUCCAGCAGCGCGCGCCGGCAGGGGCCAACUGGGAGCUGCUGGUGGAGACCCUGGGCUUCAGCAUCUACGGGCUGCUGGACCAGCAGACGGGACUUUAUGAGUAUAAAGUCUUUGGUGUUCUGGACGACUGCCCUCCAGCUUUACUCGCAGAUGUCUACAUGGACUUAGACUACAGAAAACAGUGGGACCAAUAUGUUAAAGAACUCUAUGAAAAGGAAUGCAAUGGAGAAACCGUGGUCUACUGGGAAGUGAAGUACCCUUUUCCCAUGUCCAACCGAGACUACAUCUACAUCCGGCAGCGGCAAGAGCUGGACAUGGAAGGGCGGAAGAUCCAUGUGGUCCUGGCCCAGAGCACUUCUGUGCCGCAGUUUGCCGAGAGGCCUGGUGUGAUCCGGGUAAAUCAGUACAAGCAGAGCCUCGCAAUCGAGAGUGAUGGCAAGAAGGGAAGCAAAGUUUUCAUGUAUUACUUCGAUAACCCGGGUGGCCAGAUUCCGUCCUGGCUCAUUAACUGGGUCGCCAAGAAUGGCGUUCCUAACUUCUUGAAGGACAUGGCAAAAGCCUGUCAGAAUUACCUCAAGAAAACCUAAGAAAGGGAACGAAUGGUGUGUCCAUGGAACGAUGUCUCUGCAAGUGCCACAGCCCACUGAUGCUCAGCUUUUCUUUCACUAUUCUAUCUUCGGAGGCCUGCACACUGUCCCACACAUCGUCCCCAAGUGUGUUUGCCUGAUGCCUGGCUUCCUUUCCCACUCUCCCUACCCCGGGACUGGCUGCCUUCUUCCACUAUUGAAUGUGGGUCAGAUUAGGGAAACUUUUGCUUGUUUAUUUUUAAAAAGGGAAGUCCUCAAUAGGGAACACAAUCAUUCCAUUGUGCCAUCUUAGGGGGAUGGGUGGGUGGAGGAACAACAAAUGCAAGGGCAACCAAUCCUGGCAAGCUGGCUCCUUCCCAGAAUGUGACUUCUUGCAACCCAGGAGAGGCUGCUGGGAUGCCAUCCCCUUCAGACUGGACUCUUGGUGCAUCAGACUGGGAGACACGUGCUGAUGUCCAUUUGCCUGAUGCUUUGGUGUGUUGAUUUGGCUGGGGUCUGAGGUGAUGAUCCAGUAAGUCUUUCCACCAUUUGUACUUGUAGAAGAUCCUGAGCUGUUUUGAUUUCAAACCAUGUUGAAACACAUGGCAGGCCUGAUUACACACUUAAUGUGAUAGCCAUGUUUUCUCAUCAUCUAUGUCUGGGAUUCUCCUUCCCACAUGCCACUGGAGAGAGGCUGACCAUACCUCACUAGCUUUGCAUUUUAUCAGAAACUGAGGCAUCAUGAUGGCUCUCUGGCGGUUUGCAAAAGUCAAAAUACUGUGCGCACAGCUGUGAUAAAGUGUCUUUAUAUGCAAUAAAAUGAAUUUCCCUUCUAGAAUGUUUGGAGAUUCUGAAGGGAUAAGAGUUCACAACCAGGGAAAUAUUAAUUAGUGGAUUGGAUGACUCUACAACUUUUUUCUCAGGAAUUCUACCUAAGAUGUCUGCCUCUUCUACCGCUAAAAGACGUCCAGUUUCCUGUUUUCUCCUGAAUUUUGGUAGAGCAAGAUAUUCUGUGGCUCAAGGCAUAGCCUUAAUGAUCUCAGGGAAAAAUUUUAACCACUGUGUGUGAUGGCACUGAACCCUGAUUAGGGGUCAUAGACAUUUAGGAUGUAAAGCCAGAAGCAAAGGAUUUAUUAAAAUGGGAUACCUCAGACUAUAUGUUUUCUCUCUGGGAAGAAAACAGAUUGAAUACCAAUAAAUACAACGUGACAUAAA